Copidosoma floridanum is the source of this 936-nucleotide messenger RNA. RefSeq names its product transient-receptor-potential-like protein. Gene Ontology annotation, biological process: regulation of cytosolic calcium ion concentration; calcium ion transmembrane transport. Gene Ontology annotation, cellular component: cation channel complex; plasma membrane. The record is from RefSeq and is a predicted model, not a curated record. Gene Ontology annotation, molecular function: store-operated calcium channel activity; inositol 1,4,5 trisphosphate binding. Lineage: Eukaryota; Metazoa; Arthropoda; Insecta; Hymenoptera; Encyrtidae.
GCGUCGCCCCUACACCCCCCCACAAUCUCGUUCAUUCAUCCAUCCACAUCCGUGAUUUGGCUCAACGUUAUGGACUUUCAGCGAUGCGUGAACGUGAAUAUCAUCACGAUUACGGAAAACCUAUUUUUCGCGAUAUUCGGACAGAAGGACACCGACGAUUUCACGAUUGCUCUUCACAGCGGCACCCAACCGAGCUGGACAUUAUUCCUCUUCAAGUUUUCCUUCUCGAUCUACAUGAUGGUCACCGUCAUCGUACUGAUAAACCUCCUGAUCGCCAUGAUGAGCGACACCUACCAGAACAUCGUGUCCCAGUCGGACAUCGAGUGGAAGUACGGCUUGAGCAAACUCAUCCGCAACAUGCAAAAAACAACGAUGGCACCGUCUCCCCUGAAUCUCAUAACGUCGUGGCUGGUUUAUUUGCACAAAUCUUUCGAGGAGAGGCGCGAAAACAGAAAGCGCAUGAGCGUCAUGAACAGCUUCAUAGGCCGGAGGCUGCCAAAGAGCCCGUUUUCACCGAACAACAACAUCAAAUCGGCCCAAGACAGCCUUGGGUUGUCUUUGCUGCAGCCGAGUCCGCUGGGCAGCCAGUUGUCGUUCCGCAAUAUCUCCAACAUCAACAACGUCGUCGACUGGGAAAUCACGAGGCGCAAGUACAGAAUUCGAUUCGGCGGCGAGGUUGAAAAGCUCAAGGGUGCACCGACCAUUCUCGACGAAGCGCCGUAAAGCGGGUCAGCUCGCUUAUCUGGUUUUCGUUCCUUUUCCUCAAUCCCCGCGUAAUUUUUCCGAUGCCGAUGGAUCAUCCGUUACGCGGACAAACAAGAGACGACAAACUUUGUUUUCCACACCUGUGUGCUGCAUGUGUGUACGUUGGUGCUGUGUACAAAAAGCUUGGAACGAUGUUACAAAGUGUAAAAUAUAUUGCAAUAACACAAGUGA